Penicilliopsis zonata CBS 506.65 is the source of this 650-nucleotide messenger RNA. RefSeq lists its product as hypothetical. Bases 95 to 508 code for a protein of 137 amino acids. The transcript has a single exon. The record is from RefSeq and is a predicted model, not a curated record. Gene Ontology annotation, molecular function: oxidoreductase activity. Lineage: Eukaryota; Fungi; Ascomycota; Eurotiomycetes; Eurotiales; Aspergillaceae.
UCCAACUCUUCUUCCAAGUCUCCAGUGUCUAUCCUCCCUUAUUUCUGUACUUUUGUAUCGCAUAUUAUCCGAUACCUGCUCCUCAACAGUCGCCAUGCCCGUCAGAGCAAUCAUCAUUGUUUACCGCAAGCCCGGCCUGUCGCUCGAGGAGUUCAAGCACCGCUAUGAAGCCCACAUCCAGCUGAUCCGGCGGAUAGUGGGGGACGACUUUCCCCUCUUUCACAGACGCAGCUAUAUUGCCCGCCAAACCGUCGCCACGCCCCCCGAGGGCGCCUCGACGCGCAACGCAACCACGCCGGCGACCCUGCUAGCCGGGCAGCAGGCGGAUUUCGACUUUGAUGCAAUGGCCGAACUCACCUUUGCUGACCAGGCGGCAUUCCAGGCCUUUGCAGCCAAGGUCUAUGCGCCGGACGCUGCCGCGCAGAUAGCUGCCGAUGAGGAGGGGUUUUUGGACCGCUCGAAGUUGGCUAUCUCCAUGCUCGAGGAUGUUAUUGAAAUGACGAAAUGAGGGUAUAAGCUCGGAUGAAAGCUGUAAAUAAACAGUGAAUAUACUCGCCGCUCUAACUCGAUAUGACGCGAAGAUACUGCGAAGUAUCUCUUUAGAAUACUAGUUUGAUAGUGGUAUCAAGACAAUUGAAUAUAAUCACAGC